AUGGCAAGCGAUGCGAUCUGUCAGCGGCGUAGAUCCUCGGCUCCACCGCCGGGCGUGGAUAUUGUGCAGCAUAUCAAUGGCAACUUUGGGCGCUGGCAGCUGCGCACAAUACUCCUAAUCUUUCUGUGCAAGAUACCUACGGCCUGGUUUAUGGCCGUCAUCAUAUACACAGCGCCGUAUCCGCAGCGCGGCGAACUGGUCUGUCGUCCGGGCAACUGGAAUGACAGCGAGCCGCUGCCGAGCGAAAGCCGAAACACGGACCGGCUAUUCAGCGUGCAGGUGUGCAAUGCCUAUGCCCAGAGCUUGUCCCAGAGCUUUGUGCAGCGCUACGGCCAGAGCUGGAAUGGCAAGCAACAGACUACGCUGCCCUGUGAGCGCGUGGAGCACCAUGCUGCGUAUAAGUCGCUGAUCAUUGAAUUCGAUUUGAUUUGUUCGCGCCGCGUGCUUGUCGCGCUCACCCAAUCCUUUCAUGCGCUCGGCGCUCUGCUCGGCGGUCUGCUGGCGCAUCAGGCGCUGCGACACAUAAGUCCUCGUCGCCUGAUGCUGCUGGGCAUGCUGGGUCAGAUCUUUUGUGGCAAUCUCACCGGGCUGGUGGACACCUAUCAGCUGCACAUCUAUUUUCGUUGCCUUACCUCCGUUUGCUGUACGCUCAUGUAUACCGCCGGCCAUGUAAUAUUAAUGGACAUAACGGCGGGCAAGGCACGCAUUUUGGUGGUCACAUUAUCGGAGCUCUUUUGGUCUAUUGGCUUGGUGCUUCUGCCCGCCAUAUCCAUAUACUUUGAUAACUGGAGUCAUCUCUAUGUGGCCAUAUCCUCAUCCCUGAUUGUGCUGGUCUGGCUGCAUCGAUGGAUCUCGGAUGCGCCACGCUGGCUGCUGCGCCAACAGCGUGUGGAGCCGGCGCUACGUUUGCUAUUAGAAUCGGCCACGCAUAACAAUCGCAUGGUGCCCCUGACCCUGGACGUCAAGCUGACCAUCUAUGCCACCGAACUGGCCGCCAAGCAACGCAGCAGCUAUUGCCAGAUUUGGGAUAAGGAGACAAAGCGUCGUCAACUUGUCUACAUACAUCUGAUCUGGGGCUGUGCCCAGGUGUUGUAUAACAUUAUAUUGCUGAUGAUACGCAGCCUGGGCGAGGCGCAGGUGCACGUGAAUACCGCUGCGUUGGGCUUUGCCGAGAUGUUGGGCGUCUUUGUGGGUCUCUAUUUUAUACUCUACACGCGUCGCUAUUGGCGCUGGACGGGCAAUCUGAUGAUCAUAGCAGGCUUUUGCACCUAUCUGGUCUGGCUGCUGCCGGAGAGUGAUCGCAAUGCACGCCGCGUGGGCCUUGAGCUCAUCUUUUGGAUGCUGCUGAAAUUUGCCAACUCCGCUUCAAUCGCUGUGCUAACCACCUGCACAGGUGAAAUGGUAUCGCCGGAGAAGCGCGUGCUGCUCAUGCUCUCCGUGGUUAGCUUCGGACGCUUCUGCCUGGUCUUCUCCCCGCUGUUGAGCACGCUGACCGUGGUGCAUCGCCUGCUGCCCAUCACGAUAAUUGCCACACUCGGCUGGCUGUACGGGCUCGUUAUGCGUUUGCUCAAUCGCUACUAUUGGAAUACGGAGCAGCAGCAGGUAGGUCAGGUGCCCACGCCGAACACCUAUCGCCGCAAUUCGGCUGUCAUCCUGCGACGCUGCAGCACCGCCAGCUCCGAUGUGAGCGGCUACAGCAACGAGCUGCUCAGCAAUUUUGAGCAAACGGUAGCUGUUAGCAUUGCCGAUCUGUGGCAUAUUAAUUUCAGUACGAUCCAUGAAUGUGAUAGCCUAAAGGAGGCCAAUGAUGCGGCACUCAAGUCGCAGAGCAUGCACAGCAUUUGA
Molecule: messenger RNA, 1845 nt
Organism: Drosophila novamexicana
Lineage: Eukaryota; Metazoa; Arthropoda; Insecta; Diptera; Drosophilidae
Product: solute carrier family 22 member 1
Exons: 4
Coding region: 1-1845 (614 amino acids)
Biological process (GO): transmembrane transport
Molecular function (GO): transmembrane transporter activity
Source: RefSeq, a predicted model, not a curated record